GCCUCUGAAGCAAAAGACUGCCGAGAAAGCUCCCUGCCUAAAAGAUCCGUGCCAACCCAGAACCCGCUCGCGGGCUGCAGUCCAGGGAGGGUGUUCUGCACUCAGGAGGAGGACAUGGGGAGCUCUGCUGACCCCAAUCCUCUCGGUAUGUCCUUUUUUCUGAGGCCGGACCUCUCCAUCUCUGGAUCCAGAGGGCAAACAUCCGCUGUGCCUGGCUGACAGGCUGCCCAGCCUUGUUCUUUUGGGGGUAAACUGAGGAAGGAAAGGGCCUGGUCUUGUCCUGUGACUAGAAGUGGAAGGAUUCUCAUUCAGAGGUCACUGCAUCCAGAGGGGCCCAGAAGGGGAAGGAGGCAUUGCCUCCACUGCAGCAGCUGUACCCACGAUGCAGAGCAUCAAGUGUGUGGUGGUGGGUGAUGGGGCUGUGGGCAAGACGUGCCUGCUCAUCUGCUACACAACUAAUGCCUUCCCCAAGGAAUACAUCCCCACAGUGUUCGACAAUUACAGCGCCCAGAGUGCAGUUGAUGGGCGCACAGUGAACCUGAACCUGUGGGACACAGCGGGCCAGGAGGAGUACGACCGCCUCCGCACACUCUCCUAUCCUCAGACCAACGUCUUUGUCAUCUGUUUCUCCAUUGCCAGUCCGCCUUCCUAUGAGAAUGUGCGGCAUAAGUGGCAUCCAGAGGUGUGCCAUCACUGCCCUGAUGUACCCAUCCUCCUGGUGGGCACCAAGAAGGACCUGAGAGCCCAACCUGACACCCUACGGCGCCUCAAGGAGCAGGGCCAGGCACCCAUCACACCGCAGCAGGGCCAGGCACUGGCCAAGCAGAUCCAUGCUGUGCGCUACCUCGAGUGCUCGGCCCUGCAGCAGGACGGCGUCAAGGAAGUGUUUGCUGAGGCUGUCCGAGCUGUGCUCAACCCCACACCGAUCAAGCGUGGGCGGUCCUGUGUCCUCUUGUGACCCUGGCACUCAGCUUGGAGGCUGCCCCUUCCCCCCACCAAUUGUGCCUUGGCGCCUUGUCUGCCCCCAGCCGUGCCUUAAGGACUAAUUCUGGCACCCCUUGCCAGGGGGCUCCCUGAAUGCCUAUUUCUCCUUAAGGAAGCCCACAGGGAAAAGGGCUUUGGGCCCUGCCCCAGUCUGCUUGGGAAAACCAGGUGUUCUUGAGAGCUCACCCAGGCCAAGGUUGGAUCCCUCCCCGAGAAGCCAACCCAGUGCACCCUUCCCAUUUUCCCCUACUGACCCAUUGGUUCAGCUUUCCACUCAUGUUGCUGCCUAUUGUGGUGCCUUCUCUCAGGUUAGGAACCUGCACUGUCCCUAACCUCUCCCUUGCUGCUCUUUGAAUUGCUCUCCCCUCAAAAUGCUCUCUCCCUUCCCCAAAGAGGGAGCCAUAGAAUCCUGAGAAGAUGAAUGUGCCCUAACUUGCCCCCAUGUGCCCAGGCCUUAUGCAUUGCAGACUGACUCAGCCCCUCACCCCACCCCCCGGGCUCCUACCCCCAUCAGCAUCAAUAAAACCUCCUGUCUCCAGUG
Molecule: messenger RNA, 1525 nt
Organism: Pteropus alecto (black flying fox)
Lineage: Eukaryota; Metazoa; Chordata; Mammalia; Chiroptera; Pteropodidae
Gene: RHOG
Product: ras homolog family member G
Exons: 2
Coding region: 383-958 (191 amino acids)
Biological process (GO): small GTPase-mediated signal transduction; regulation of actin cytoskeleton organization; cortical cytoskeleton organization
Cellular component (GO): cytoplasmic vesicle; cell projection; plasma membrane
Molecular function (GO): GTPase activity; GTP binding; protein kinase binding
Source: RefSeq, a predicted model, not a curated record